Molecule: messenger RNA, 1257 nt
Organism: Peronospora belbahrii
Lineage: Eukaryota; Oomycota; Peronosporomycetes; Peronosporales; Peronosporaceae
Source: the annotation of a GenBank genome assembly
AUGACAACGACAAAGACUUGGAUACCUAAACGACUUGAUGAAUGUGUUGUUUCAAAUGCACAGUGUUCAGUGUGGCUUCAGAAUUAUUUGGAACAAGUUGGGUUAGCAGUGCAAGUGUUUUCACUUGUUGAGAACAAACCGAUUGUUUUGGCAACGUGGCAAGGCAAAACUCCUUCCCUUCCUUCCAUUUUGCUCAAUUCACACUAUGAUGUAGUGCCUGUAGUUCGUCAACAUUGGAAACACGAUCCUUUUAAGCCAAGAGUUCUGGAUGAUGGGAUGAUUUAUGGUCGUGGAGUACAGGACAUGAAGAGCGUCGGUGUGCAGUAUGUUGAGGCAAUUUCUCGCCUGAAAGCGGAGGGGUUUGUGCCGAGCAGAAAUAUUCACUUGCUAUUUGUACCUGAUGAAGAAAUUGGUGGUGUUGAUGGCAUGGAGGCAUUCCUUGUCAGUGACCAGUACAAAUCCAUUCAGCCGGUGGCGUUUGCCUUUGAUGAAGGCCUUGCCAACCCGAAUGACGCGUUUACGGUGUUCUAUGGUGAACGUGUGCCCUGGUGGUUUUAUGUGACAGCUUCGGGACCUACUGGCCACGGGAGUCGCUUCAUCAAGAACACAGCAACGUCAAAGAUCAUCGACAUUUGUACCAAGGCCUUGGCAUUUCGCGCGGAGCAAGAGGCUCUUUUAGAUGCAGACAAUGGCUGCAAGCACGGCGACAUAAAGAAACGGAACCUCGGUGAUGUGACCACUGUCAACCUGAAUAUGCUGCAGAGUGGUGUGUCCCAGGAUGGUGGCAAGACACACGCCCUCAACGUUAUUCCAACGGAGGCUGUUGCUGGCUUUGACGUUCGUAUCUCUCCCAAUAUGGACGUGAAGAAGUUCAAGGCGAUGCUUGAUGAGUGGUGUUCUGCUGAAGGGCUAUCGUGGGAGUUUGUGUCAUGGUGGAAGAACCCUCUGCAUGAGCAUUACACGACAUCGUUGGACGAUGACAAUAUUUGGUGGAAGCUGUUUAAGGAGGGCUGCGAGAAAACUGGUGUAGCUGUUGAGACCGAGGUGUUUCCAGCUGCAACGGACAGCCGAUUUCUUCGUCAACUUGGUAUACCGGCCUUAGGGUUCUCUCCUAUGAACAAGACGGACAUUCUACUUCACGAACAUAACGAGUGUUUGCACAAGGAUGUGUUUCUUCGUGGUAUCGAUGUAUACGAGACAUUGUUCCGUCACAUGUUUGCAUAUGCUGAGACACCAUCACUCAUUCAGCCGCAGUAG